Paralichthys olivaceus (Japanese flounder) is the source of this 1008-nucleotide messenger RNA. RefSeq names its product retinol dehydrogenase 5 (11-cis/9-cis) (gene rdh5). NCBI's taxonomy places the organism in Eukaryota, Metazoa, Chordata, Actinopteri, Pleuronectiformes, Paralichthyidae. The record is from RefSeq and is a predicted model, not a curated record. Gene Ontology annotation, cellular component: intracellular membrane-bounded organelle. Gene Ontology annotation, molecular function: all-trans-retinol dehydrogenase (NAD+) activity. Gene Ontology annotation, biological process: retinoid metabolic process; steroid metabolic process.
GAAAUCAGCAUGGAGACACAGUUCAUCUAUGACCUUUUAGGGGAAAAUGCUUGGUUGUACGUCAGCGCCACCUUUGCAGUGUUGUGGAUUCUUGUGUGGCUGUACAGAGACAACCUGGAGAUCGACGAGAUCAACGACAAGUACGUCUUUGUGAGCGGCUGCGACUCCGGGUUUGGAAACUUGCUGUGUAAGAAGCUCGAUCGAAAAGGUUUCAGAGUGCUGGCCGGCUGUCUCACGGAGAAGGGAGCUGAUGAUCUGAGGAGGGUGACGGGCCCCUGUCUGAAGACUGUCCUCCUGGAUGUGACCAAUCAGGACAGCAUCCAGAAAGCCAUGGAGUUUACCAAGAAGGAGGUUGGGGAUAAGGGACUGUGGGGUAUCGUGAACAACGCUGGACGUGCACUGCCAAUGGGCCCUUCAGAGUGGAUGAGAGUGGAAGAUUUCCACAGCACGUUGAAAGUCAACAUGAACGGAGUGAUCGGCAUGACGAUGACUUUCCUGCCCCUCAUUAAAAAGGCUCGUGGACGCAUCGUAAAUGUGGCGUCAGUGCUCGGCAGAGUGGCUGCAAACGGUGGAGGAUACUGCAUCUCCAAGUUUGCAGUGGAGUCUUUCUCCGACUGCCUCAGGAGAGAUAUAAACUACUUUGGAAUCAAUGUGUGCAUCAUCGAGCCGGGGUUCUUUAAGACGGCUGUGACGAGCCUCGACCCCCUCGAGAGGGAGCUGCAUCGCUUGUGGAACCAGCUCAGCCCUGAAGUACAAGCCAGCUACGGAGACAAGUACCUGGAUAAGUACAUCAAGGUCCAGCGUUUGAUCAUGAAUGCUAUCUGCGACUCUGACCUCACCAAGGUGACCAGCUGCAUGGAGCACGCUCUGACAAGUGCUCACCCCCGCACCAGGUACAGCGCUGGCUGGGAUGCCAAGCUUCUCUGGAUCCCCCUCUCUUACAUGCCUUCCUGUGUCAUUGAUAUUGGACUGAAGCUGGUUCUGCCUCGUCCUGCAAAGAGCGUGUAA